GACAUUCGCGUUUGUAGGGCUGGCCCCACUGUUGCGGUCCAGCCAAAAAUACUGAGGAUAUUCGUUGCAGACCACUGUAAGAUUCUUCAGAAAGCAAUAGCUUAAAUCAUUACUUCGGUCUCGUUUGCGGUGCCUGAUUGAUUGUUUGCUUCCGUUUCAGUAACCAAACCCUGGUGUGCGCAUGCGGGCUGUUACAAGCGUAAACGGUGGUCACACAGGUAUUGGCACUGGGUCACCUUUCAAAGUAGGCGUAAACAGGCGGUUUAAAUAAUCACGUAUAGGCAAGACAUCGGAACUGGGCCCUCAAGACCUGCGGUGUAAACGUAGCCUAAGUGCCUUAUUUAGGCCACCAAACUAACCGUUUUAAAAUUGAAAGUGCAUUGCCUGGAUCAGGAUUAAGUCACUUGCUUCCUGCUGAAAUGUCUACAUAAACUGUUAUGUAAUUGUUUAGCGAGCUCCUAAUUACUAGUUAUAAUAAUCCGGUUUCGCCCCCAUCCCCUUCUCCAAUUACUCAGAGCCUCAGAGCGUGUUGUAACGAGACGAUAAAUUAAAUAUAACUCAAUACCGAACAACAUUAAAAAACGGUAAUUUCUGAAAAAAGCUAAUUUCUUCUGACUUUUAAUCAGGCCAAGCUUAAGAACCCGAAGACUGAUACGAAAGCACAUUCAACAUGCAUAAAUUAAUAACGAAAGGCUCAAAUUAACGAAGAAUCUUUGAUGUCCGUUCUGAAGAAACCAGGAAUGGUGUGAAACGGAAGGAGAUUAAAAAAAGAAACGUUUUUUAAAAAAAAAAAUUUUUAAAUGAUGAUUUAUAGAUUUAAGGAAAGAACUCUUGGCCAGGAAAGCUUGCGUUCGACUGUGUGACUGAUUCAUUCCACACCAGCGCACAGUUCAUUCUCGGGAAAGGAGGAGCGAGAUCGGGUGUUAAGUAAAAGUGCUGGUUCUCCGCUGCCAUGACGACCUUGGCCACUCCCUUCAUGUUGCUGUCUGUGUUGCUCCGAUUGGCUGAUGCAGCGUUCCCCGAGGAACCAGGGCCGCUAAGCUCCACCCCCACGGAAGUGGUCAGACGCUACCCUGUGUUCCUGGGUCGGGCCCACCAUUCGUCGAUGAAACAGGAGCCCCUCCACAUUCAGAGAAUCCUCAAGGUCAACCGAACCCUGUACAUCGGAGCCAGAGACGACCUUUACCGCGUGGAGCUGGACAAUGUUGCGGGAGAGGAGAUGUUCUACAGCAAGAAACGGACCUGGGAAUCGAAUAAGAACGACAUCCGGAUCUGCAGGAUGAAGGGGAAGCGAGAGGACGAGUGUCGGAACUUCAUGAAGGUUCUCCUGAGCCGACGGGGCGGCCUGUUUGUGUGCGGAACGAACGCCUUCAACCCGCUGUGCGCCAACUACACCGGAGACACACUGGAGAUGGUGGGAGAGGCGGUCAGUGGGAUGGCACGAUGCCCUUAUGAUCCCAAACAUGCGAAUGUGGCCCUGUUUGCAGAGGGAAACCUGUUCACGGCGACGGUGACGGACUUCCUGGCCAUCGACGCGGUGAUCUAUCGAAGCCUCGGGGACUACCCGGCCCUCCGCACCAUCAAGCACGACUCCAAGUGGUUCAGAGAGCCUUACUUUGUCAGUGCCGUGGAAUGGGGUCCGCACAUAUACUUCUUCUUCAGAGAGAUGGCCAUGGAGUUCAACUACCUGGAGAAGGUGAUGGUGUCGCGGGUGGCGCGCGUGUGUAAGCGGGACCUGGGCGGGUCGCAGCGGGUGCUGGAGAAGCAGUGGACCUCCUUCCUGAAGGCGCGGCUCAACUGCUCCGUGCCGGGCGACUCCCACUUCUACUUCAACCAGCUGCACUCCACCAGCCCCGUCCUGCGCCUGCACGGCCGCGACAUCAUCCUGGGGGUGUUCUCCACCCCCGCCAACAGCAUCCCCGGGUCGGCCGUGUGCGCCUUCGACAUGGAGCAGCUGGCCGGAGUCUUCGAGGGGAGGUUCAAAGAGCAGAAGUCCCCCGAAUCGAUCUGGACCCCCGUCCCGGACGAGGUCAUCCCCAAACCCAGGCCAGGCGGCUGUGCCUCCCAGGGCUCCGGGUUCAACUCCUCCAACGCCUUCCCGGACGAGAUGCUGAAUUUCGUGAAGACGCACCCCCUGAUGGACGAGGCCGUACCUUCUUUGGGGCAGAGGCCCUGGAUUGUGAGAACAAUGGUCAGGUACCAGCUGAAUAAGAUGGUGGUGGACACGGAGGCGGGGCCCUACAGGAACCGCACCGUUCUGUUCCUGGGCUCCAGCCGGGGGACCGUCCUCAAAUUCCUCAUCGUCCCCAACAGGGACAACACCGUGUCCAACGGCAACGUCUUCCUGGAGGAGCUGGAAGGUUACAACCCUGACAAGUGCGGGCAGAGCACUCCCCAGGCUCGGCAGCUGCUGUCCCUGGUUUUGGACCGGCCCAGCCACACCCUGCUGCUGGCCUUCCCGUCCUGCGUGGUGCGCGUGCCCGUCGCUCGCUGCCAGCUCUUCUCCGGCUGCAUGAAGAACUGCAUCGCGUCCCGGGACCCGUACUGCGGGUGGACUCGAGGGAGCACCUGCUCGUUCCUCCGGCCCGGGACAAGGUUGCCGUUCGAGCAGGACGUGGAGCACGGGAACACCUCUCACCUGGGGGACUGCGACGGUCUGCUGCAGGAGACCUUUAUUGAGGAGCCGGACGGCCUGGUGUCGGUGAACCUGCUGGUGCUGUCCGCAGUUUCGGCCUUCGCCACCGGGGCGGCGCUGUCGGGCCUGGUGGUGUGCUGGAUCAUGGGCCACAAGCACCGGCACCGCUCCCGCAGCGGGACGGCCGUCCCCGGCGGGCGCCGCAAGGGGGACAAGGAGCAGAGCAUGCUGGGACAGGGCGGGGGCGGGUCGGUGAUGAGCGUGAGCCGGUCCGGGGGGGGCAGCGAGGGGCGGCGUUCGCAGACGGAGACGCUGUUCGUCAUGCCCAACGGCUGGGCCCGCGGGGAGCUGGACCUGCUGCCCACCCCCGAGCAGACCCCCCUGCAGCAGAAGCGGCCCCCCCCGGGGCUGCGCCUGACCGACUCCGGCUGGGACCAGAGCCAGACCUUCCUCAACACGGCCGGGGCGCCCUGCCCCCAGAACCCCCACCCCUCCUCCGUCAUCUACCUGAGCUCCAAGCUCCUGCAGGGCGGGGGCGGGGGCGGGGGAGGAGGAGGGGGGGGGCGGAGGGAGGAGCCGGGCGACCCCACCCAAACCGCCGAGCGGCAGCACUACCUCUCCCUGGCCGGCCACCACCACCGGGGGGAGGGGCAGGGAGGCGGGCGGGCGGGCGGGGCCCUGCGGAACUCUGCGGGGGAGUACGCGUACCCCGCCACGCCCCAGGAGUCCCCCGACCGCAGGCGGGCCGUCUCGGCCCCCAACACCCAGCUGGACUUCGGGGAGCCCCUCCACUGGGGCCCUGAGGCCUUCAACUUCAACAGCAACAACGCGGCCCCGCCCCCCCCCGCGGCCCUCUGCCACUGCCCCGCCCAGCGGCCCCACUCGGGCCUGGCCCGGCCCGGCCUCCACGGCGCCCCCCGGGGGCUGGGCGACAUGGCCGACUACAGCCGUCUGCUCGUCAAGGGCGCGGCCGAGCGGACAACCACCAGCCAAUGAGGGAGCAGGAAAACAAAAAAAAAGAGAAAAAAACAGGGGCUCCUCCUCUUUUUGAAGUCAUAAAGCCCCAACCCCUUCCUCCCAUGACCCCGCCCCCCUCACACACACACACACACACACUUGUGUCUCCCUGACAACUGGAACUUCCCCGAGACUCCGCCUCCCCCUCCCCGUUUGUCCUCUCUCGCUGUCGUUCGGUGUUCUCGCGUCACCACGGCAACUGUGACUGUAACUAAGAGACCUGUGUGUGAUGGAGGGGAGAGCAGGGAAGGGUGGAGAAAAAAAAUACGCUAGAAAAUAUAUUUUAUUACAAAAGUACAAAAAUUACAAUAUACCUCCCGGAAUAAAUGUAUCGUUAAAGUUCAAUCGAAAAACGGUGGGGUCGUGAGGACAGGUUGCCGGUGGCGCAGAGGGUGCACAGAGCCCGUGAAGUACGUACAUGCCAACGCACAUCCAGCGCACGUGCAUUUGAGGCACUGCCCCGACCACGCAGAGGGGAGCCCGUGGACCAGGGGGUGCCCGUGUGACCUUGUCUCUAGUUUGGGGAGUUGCGUUGCUUCGUACCAUGUGCUGCUGGUGUUGGGUGGGCGGGGGUGGGGGGUGGAGUGUUUUGGGGGUGAGCCUGGAGGAGGGCGACGCAAAAAGACCUCCCCACUGGCGCCGGGCCUGGCGGACCGCACCGCGGACGCGAAACGUCGUCCUGCUUAGCUCUCACGCCAUUGGCUGGAGGACGCGUCACUCGCACACGCUCUCCCGGAUUUACCAGCAGGCCCCGCCUCCUCCUGUCUCAGCAUAUAAGGAGCAGCGGAGAACUCGACUGACGAGCGGCUGACUGGCUGCGGGAAGAACGGGGACGACGAAAAUGCGCCCAGACUUCCUGUCUUUAUGUGAACAUGGAGCUACAGUGCACUCAUGUAUACACACACACACACACACACACACACACACACACGGACGCACA
Anguilla rostrata (American eel) is the source of this 4592-nucleotide messenger RNA. It is a transcript of the gene sema6bb, whose product is annotated as sema domain, transmembrane domain (TM), and cytoplasmic domain, (semaphorin) 6Bb. The transcript has 17 exons. Gene Ontology annotation, molecular function: semaphorin receptor binding; chemorepellent activity. Bases 953 to 3631 code for a protein of 892 amino acids. The record is from RefSeq and is a predicted model, not a curated record. Gene Ontology annotation, cellular component: plasma membrane. Gene Ontology annotation, biological process: negative chemotaxis; negative regulation of axon extension involved in axon guidance; semaphorin-plexin signaling pathway. NCBI's taxonomy places the organism in Eukaryota, Metazoa, Chordata, Actinopteri, Anguilliformes, Anguillidae.